CAAAUCCUGUUGCACACAACAAGAAAGCACAAAGAAACAAAUAAUGCUUUCUUAUCCUUCAUUUCUUUGUACUACUUCUGUUCUCAGAUUGAUGAUAAGGAAUUUGACAUUCCCCAAGUUGACACACCUCCCACACUGGAGAGCAUCCUUAAUGAGCUGGAGGAUGAGGAGGAACCAUUUGUAUUAGAGGAUACCUGCGUGCUAAACACAGAUAACAUGGAUGCUCACUCCUGUGACACCUCCUCUCUGGCCAGCUCAGACAGUGGAGACCCAGCACAUCUUAAACGUGAUUUCCUCAUCUGUGGUUCCUCCGCUGCCUCACUUAGGUGUGAAGCUAGCAGAAAGAGGAGGACAAUGGAUCUGAAUGCGACGGUUCAUGGGUCUGUUCUUCGACACAGCCUGCUGAAGGGCAUUUCUGCACAGAUUGUCUCUGCUGCUGACAAAGUGGAUGCUGGACUGCCAACCGCUAUAACCGUGGCAGGUGUGAUUGCUGUAGGAACGUCUCAUGGUCUGGCUCUGGUCUUUGGAAAAGAUACCAAUCAGGCUCUGCGGCUCUGUCUGGGUACCAAGGCAACUGGGGCAGAGUUUGGAGCGGUCUCUGCUCUCAGCAUCAACCACGAUUGCUCAAGACUUCUCUGCGGGUUUGCCAAAGGACAGAUUACAAUGUGGGAUCUAGCCAACGGGAAGCUCCUGAGAACAAUCACUGAUGCCCACCCUCCAGGGACAGCUAUACUGCAUGUGAAGUUCACAGAUGACCCAACUCUUGCCGUGUGCAAUGACAGUGGAGGAUCAGUUUUUGAGCUGGCUUUCAGGAGGGUGAUGGGGAUGCGGUCAUGUGACUCUCGAUGUCUCUUCAGUGGUUCUAAAGGUGAGGUCUGCUGUGUUGAACCAUUGCGUGCUCCUCCAGACUUCAGAGACCAUCCCAUCACACACUACUCUCUGCUGGCUAUGGCCUCGCUCACUAAGAUUCUGGUCAUUGGACUAAAGCCCUCGCUGAAAGUCUGGAUGACUUUCCCCUACAGCAAGUCCGAUCCGUCCAGUGUUCCCCAGCUGGCUUGGCAGUUUGUUCCUGUUCAGAAGACGGUCAACCCUAUCCUGGCUUUUUGUAAAGGAGAUACAGUCCACUUCCUCUUGGUAAGGAAGGAGGAGACGGGGACCAUCCAUGUCAUCAAACAAAAACAACUCCACCUCAGUUGUGACAUCAUUAGCCUGAGUUGGAUUAACAGCCGUACGCUGGUCCUGGUAGACAGCCAUGAAAAGCUGCAGGUUGUGGACCGGCCCAGUCAGGAAGUAUUGGAGACUCUGGAUUUGGAGCAGGUGCAACUGGUCUAUAACAGCCGACAUUUCAAAUCGCUGGCAACUGGAGGGAAUGUCUCACAGGCUCUGGCUUUAGUUGGAGAAAAGGCCUGCUAUCAAUCAGUCUCAAGCUACGCAGGACAACUUGUCUACUUGGGUACCAAGUCUGCUCACAUUAUGGCUCUAAGGAAUUGGAGAGAACGUAUAGACUGCCUGCUGAAGCAGGAACAUUUUGUUGAGGCUCUCUCUCUGGCCUGGUCCUUCCACGAGGGAACUGCUAAGGCUGUGGUUGGCUUGUUUGGGGAGCCAGCGAAAAGAAAGGGAGUGGUUAGUGACAAGAUGGUAGAGAUCCUGUUCCAGUUUGCAGAGCAUGCUUUGAAGAAGUGUCCAGAACAAGGCAAGAUCCAAGUGAUGGAGCAACAUUUCCACGAUGUGGUUCCAGUCCUGGUGGACUACUGCCUGCUGCUAAAGAAGACGCGCAGCAUCGGGGGUAACUCUGGGUUUAACGUGGGACUGCAGGGCCAGGGAUUGAACCAGCAAUCUUCCGAUUGGACGGUGGUUCAAGUGUGUUGGGAGAACCAACUCUACGAUGCAAUGAUCUAUGUUUUCAACAGCAGUAUGAAUGACUACAUUACACCGAUGGAGAAACUCUUUGCAGUGAUUGGCCCACCACUUAGAGCUGGGAGGGGUCUGACAGAUGAGGAAGUGGUGAUGGGAAACAAACUUCUGGUGUACAUAAGCUGCUGUCUUGCAGGAAGGGCAUAUCCACUAGGAAACAUCCCUGAAGACCUUGUGGUUCAAGUCAAGAACCAGGUGUUUGAGUUCCUUAUCCGUCUUCAUUCAGCCGAUUCGUUAGAGGAGGAGGAUGUUUUCCCAUAUAUUCGUACACUCCUCCACUUUGAUACCCGGGAGUUCCUUAAUGUCCUUGCCAUGACAUUUGAAGACUUUAAGAAUGAUAAGCAGGCUCUUGAGUACCAGCAGAGGAUAGUGGACAUCCUACUUCAGGUGAUGGUGGACAACCCAGACUUUACUCCAUCCCAGGUGGGCGGGCUCUUCACCUUUUUGGCCCGCCAGUUGGCAAAGCCAGACAACACACUUUUUGUGAACAGGAAGCUCUUUGAUCAGGUUUUGGAGUUCCUUUGUUGCCCAGACGAUGACUCCCGACAUACUGAGAGGCAGCAGGUUCUGCUGGAGCUGCUGCAGGUUGGCGGUGUGGUCCAGUUUAAUGAAGAAAGGCUGUUGGCUUUGGCAGAAAAAGCUAAAUUCUACCAAAUCUGUGAAUUUCUUUAUGAGAAGAAACAUCUGUAUGACAGGAUCAUUGACUGCUACCUGAGGGACCCCCUCAGAAAGGGGGAAAUCUUCAGCUACAUCCACAAUCUGAUGUCCAUGCCUGGCUACAGCCCGGAGGAAAAAAAGGUAGUCAAGGACAAAGGACUGCAACACAUACAGGAGCUUGUGAUGCUUGAUCCCAGCAAGUCAGCUGACCUAGUCGUGUUUCACUAUGCUAAAGAGGUGCAGCAAAUCAUCUCUGAGCUUCAGGAUGACCAGCUACUUUUCAAGUUCCUCAACUGCCUCCUGGAGCCACGGUAUGGUGUGCGUCUUGCUCUAAUAACACAGAAGUACCACCACAAUGAGGCUACAGCCUAUCUGCUGGAGAAGAAGGGAGAUGUUCAUGGAGCUUUUGCUGUCUUGUUAGAGACAUUGAAGGAAAAACUAAAUCUCCUUACUGCUGAGGGUGACAGAGGAGUUGAAGGAGAUGGAAGACCAGAUAAAGAGGAGAGCAACAGUGAAUCAACAUUGACGAGAGUAACGGAUUCACUGAAUAACAUCAUUGCCUUGUGUCAUCGAAGCUCUGACAACCUAUACCAGCAACAAAGAGAGGUUCUGUGGUUUCCAUUGCUGGAGACCAUGAUGGCUUCUCAAAAACUAGUAAAGGGGCUCAAUGCCGAACACACAUUUGAAGUGCUAAAGGAGCUGACAAUGAAGGUUCUCAAUUGCAUGAGCAGCUUUAUUUCUCUGCCUGCCAUCAUCCAACGAAUACUGCAGGACCCAGUCUAUGGGAAAGGAAAGCUGGCAGAGAUCCAAGGUCUUAUUCUGGGUAUGCUGGACACUUUUAACUAUGAGCAGACUUUACUUGAAACAACCACCAGUCUGUUGAACCAUGACCUCCACUGGUCCCUGGCUCACCUACGUGCUGCUGUCUCAAGGGGACUUCACCCACGACAAGACCACUGUAACAUCUGCCUCCAGCUGUACAAGAGGAGGCAGGACUCAGCUGAGAAGAUCAUUGUUUUCAGCUGUGGCCACCUGUACCACUUACACUGCCUGCAGCAGAAGGACUCUGGGUGGGGCUUUAGUUCAGAGGUGCAACAGCGGUGGCGCUGCUACAAGUGUUCCUCCAGCCAAGGAGGAAGGGGCGGGCUUUCCACUGAGACAAAAAGAGGCCGUAGCACGUCCCUGGCACAGACUCGUGUAACAUCAGUGUAUCAUGACGCAAGAGCAGAGGCUCACAGGAAGAAGGUGGUUGUUGACGCAACAUUGGACCUUCAGCAGGAACAGUCCUGGGAUCAGCUACGCUGUUUAUACCGAGGACCAUCCAGGUUGUCCAUCCUUUCAGAACUUGCCCACUGCCAUAGCAAUGACAAGUCAGGGCUUCUAAUUCCAGGUCAACCAGGAACAGAGAUUUUCCAACUGAAACUCUCUCCUCCACCCUUAUUGGAAGAGUAGCACCAUAACUGGUUGUGGAUCAAUGUUUUCUUCAUUUGUCCAGACUUGAGUCAAUGGGAUUGGUUAAAGUCAUUGCCAUAACUAUUCUACAUCAGUGUUGGCUGUAGAAUUCCCACUGUUUUUGUUGUUGUGACAAUUGAUAUUGUAUGUCUUUCAAAACAAAUGGUUUAAUAUUGAUAAUAUUUAGUAAUCUAAUUCUACUGACUGUAUCUUUAAUUUUAUCCAUUGUUUAUGUACUACAGCUGGCUGAACAAUGUUGCUUGGUUUGCAUGUUGGUUCUGAGAUGUCAAAAGGUGGAUCCUAACAUAACUGCAAAGGAUGUUAGGGAAAUGAUACUGAAUGUUAUAGGGAUGUUA
This is a messenger RNA of Etheostoma cragini (Arkansas darter), 4379 nucleotides long. RefSeq names its product VPS8 subunit of CORVET complex (gene vps8). The transcript is spliced from 45 exons. Lineage: Eukaryota; Metazoa; Chordata; Actinopteri; Perciformes; Percidae. The annotation marks the transcript as partial. Gene Ontology annotation, molecular function: protein binding. The record is from RefSeq and is a predicted model, not a curated record. Gene Ontology annotation, cellular component: late endosome; early endosome; HOPS complex. Gene Ontology annotation, biological process: endosomal vesicle fusion; protein targeting to vacuole.